Molecule: messenger RNA, 7886 nt
Organism: Pectinophora gossypiella (pink bollworm)
Lineage: Eukaryota; Metazoa; Arthropoda; Insecta; Lepidoptera; Gelechiidae
Product: tetratricopeptide repeat protein 28
Exons: 41
Coding region: 335-7441 (2368 amino acids)
Molecular function (GO): protein binding
Source: RefSeq, a predicted model, not a curated record
GCUGCGCGCGCGCAUACAGCCUCCACCCUCACCGCCGACGUUACAGCAUUCCACUUUCAAAAACCACAUUCAAUUUAAGAAAAGAACAGCUUUUUGAAACAAUUUCCAUGUUGAGUAGUGAUAAACUACAGUGUUUUGAAGUGUACGUACGUUUUUGAAGUCAAGUGAUACAAGAAUGAUGUUACAAACCAGUGUGUACGCAAAGUGGUUUUACGAUUGAUAUUUUUUGUUUGUCGGUCUGUGUAAUAGCUGUUCUGGGCCAAGAAAUGGGUUUAUAAUUGGUCUAAAUCAAAGGCCGAGAUGGUUAUAAAAAGAAGAAUGUAGGCGAACAACGAUGUCACAGCGGGACUUUUCAGAGGUAGAGCCGACUGGCUCGGCCUCUCUGGGGGCCGCGUCGAGGGCCCUCUUUGUGGAGAAAGUCAGGGCCUCAAACGCAGCCUGCCAAGCGGGGGACUUCGCCACCGCUGUGGCCCUCUACACUGAUGCCCUAACAUUGGACCCUGCCAACCACAUUCUCUACAGUAACAGGUCAGCAGCGAGACUGAAACAAGGUCAGUUCGCCGCCGCGCUUCAGGACGCAACGCGUGCGCGGGAGUUGUGUCCAAACUGGCCCAAAGCUUACUACCGGCAAGGCGUGGCCCUACAAUGCCUGGGCCGCCAUGGCGAAGCCCUCGCCGCGUUCAGCUCAGGGCUGGGCGUGGAGCCGUCGUCUCGUCAGCUGCUCGCCGCACUCGUCGAAGCCUCACUCAAGUCCCCCCUACGCACCACCUUGGAGCCCACCUUCAGGCAGCUCGAAGCUAUGAAACUGGACCAGUCGCCUUUUGUGCUGAUAUCGGUGGUAGGUCAGGAACUCCUGGCAGCUGGACAGUACCAGGCUGCAGUGACGGUGUUGGAAGCAGCACUGAGGAUAGGAUCCUGUUCUCUCAAAUUACGGGGCUCGGUAUUCAGCGCGUUAUCCUCCGCCCACUGGGCGCUGAGCCAGCUGGACGCGGCCAUCAACUACAUGCAGCAAGACUUGGCCGUGGCGAAGUCCCUGGGCGACACGGCGGGCGAGUGCCGCGCCCACGGCAACCUGGGCGCCGCCUACUUCAGCCAGGGUUCCUAUAAGGACGCCCUCACUGCGCAUAGAUAUCAACUCGUCCUAGCUAUGAAGUGCAAGGACACACAAGCUGCAGCGGCAGCGCUCACCUCACUUGGACACGUGUACACAGCAAUUGGCGACUACCCCAACGCACUGGCGAGUCACAAGCAAUGUGUCCAGCUGGUCAAGCAGAUGGGGGACAGGUUGCAGGAAGCACGAGAAAUAGGCAACGUUGGGGCAGUGUACCUGGCUAUGGGGGAGUUUGAAUCCGCCGUGGACUGCCAUACCCAGCACUUGAGACUGGCUAGACGACUGGGUGACCAGGUUGAGGAAGCAAGAGCCUAUUCAAACUUAGGAUCAUCAUAUCAUUACAGAAGAAACUUCUCGCAAGCUAUAGCUUACCACGAGAAUGUGUUGAGGAUAGCUCAGAAUUUGGGCGACAGAGCUAUCGAAGCAAGAGCGUACGCCGGAUUAGGUCACGCUGCAAGAUGUGGCGGUGAUUACGCUCAAGCUAAGAAAUGGCACGAAAGACAACUCGAUGUCGCAUUAGCAGCGAGGGAUAAGGUUGGUGAAGGUCGAGCAUGUUCAAACUUAGGCAUCGUAUAUCAACUUUUAGGCGAACACGACGCUGCCCUUAAGUUACAUCAAGCGCACUUAUCAAUAGCGAGACAAUUACAAGAUAAAGCAGGUAUGGGCCGAGCGUAUGGAAACAUAGGAAACGCGUACUCCGCAGCAGGUUUCUAUGAACAAGCCAUCAAGUACCAUAAACAAGAGCUGACGAUAUCCAAAGAAGUACAUGACAGGAGCUCGGAGGCUUCCACCCAUGGCAACUUGGCCGUGGCUUACCAGGCACUGGGAGCUCAUGAUAUGGCGCUGUUUCAUUAUAGAGCUCAUUUAGGAAUAGCACGAGAACUAAAAGAUGCGGCAGGCGAAGCUUGCGCGCUCCUGAAUCUCGGAAACUGCUUGUCCUCGCGAGGAGAAUUCGCCCAGGCAGUCCCUUACUACGAACAACACCUGAUGCUGUCCCAGGAAUUAGGAGACGUUACUGCUGAAGCAAAAGCUUGCCACUUCUUGGGAUAUGCUCAUUAUUGUUUGGGGAAUUAUCGAGAGGCCGUCAGGUAUUAUGACCAAGAUCUCUCACUAGCCAAAGAUCUCCAAGAUAAAAUGAACAUGGGUAGAGCAUACUGCAAUCUUGGACUUGCUCACCUCGCUUUGGGAAACUUAGAAACCGCCCUGGAAUGCCAGAAAUACUUCUUAGCCAUAGCACAUAUGACCCAACAUUUACAAGGAAAGUUCAGAGCAUUGGGCAACAUCGGUGACGUACUCAUUAAAAUGGGAGAUGUAGAAGAAGCUGUAAAAAUGUACCAGAGGCAGCUCGGAUUUGCCAGACAGGCUAGAGAUAGAUCUUUAGAGGCGGCAGCGUGUGGAGCGCUUGGUCUCGCUAGAAGACUGCAAAGAAGACUAGAUGCUGCUUUGGGGCACCAUACACAGGAACUAACUCUGCGUCAAGAAGCGGGCGAUGCCGCUGGAGAGGCAAGAGCUCACUCACACCUUGGUGCUGUCCAUAUGGCUUUAGGUCAUUACUCCCAUGCAGCCAGAUGUUACAGGGAGCAGUUAGAAAGAGCACAAGAACUACAGGAUUGUGCGCUCGAAGCUCAAGCGUACGGCAAUUUGGGAAUCGCUAAACUAAACAUGGGGCAUUAUGAAGAUGCUAUUGGAUAUUUGGAGCAGCAACUCGCUAUUCUAGAACGAGUGAACACUCCUACUUGCCAGUUAGACAAAGCCAGAGCCCUCGGUUCAUUGGGAGACUGCUACGAUGCUUUGGGCGAUCCUGACGAAGCUGCCAAAUACCACGAACAGCAUCUCGCUUCAGCACUGAAGCUGAAUAAUGCGAGGGAACAAGAACGGGCGUACCGCGGCCUGGGACUUAGUCACAAAACUGUGGGAAAUCUUCAACAAGCACUAGUGUGUCUAGAGAAACGACUAGUAGUGUCGCAUGAGCUGGGCGUGCCAGAAGCUAAAGCACAGGCUUACGGCGAACUCGGUGCUCUGCAUAUAGCGCUCGGCAACUUGGAGCAGGCUGUGUCCUGCUUAGAACACCAGAAAAAUAUUGCCAAGGAACUGAAUAACCAAAUAAUGGAAGCAGAAGCGUGCCACUCCCUUGGCGUGGCUCAGCACGCGCUCGGUGACCACGCAGCGGCAGUCAGACAUCACCGCGCUGAACUGGAGCUAACGCAUAGACUCGGACUUAUACAUUUACAGGCUAGGGCGUGUGGCGGUCUGGGAGCAGCACAUGCGUCUAUGGGUGCUCACGCCGAAGCAGCUCGCUGGCAUGAAUCCAGAUUGCGACAUGCUACUGCUGCAGGUGAUGCAAGAGGUAGAGCACAAGCCCUAGCGGAUUUGGGCAGAGCUCACUUAGCGAUGGGAGCUUGUGGCAGUGCAGUGUCGUAUUUGAGACAAGCAUUGGCUGCCACUGAAGGCUUGGCUGAUGUUGACGAAGAGGCGCGAGUCCGUCAUAGACUAGGGUUCGCGCUAUGGGCUUCAGGUGAACUUGAAGAAGCGAAGGAACAACUUCAAGCAGCACUCACAGUACUUGAGUCUGGACAUGAGAAACACCGGGACAGAAAGAUAGCUGCACUGUACACUUCGACACAGCACGCUUUGCAGAGAGUACUCGUUGAAUUGGGACGUCAUUCCGAAGCAUUGGUUGUAGCAGAACGCGGACGAUGCCGUUCACUGGACAUUUUCAAUGAUAAACAAUCUGGCUCUUUGAAUCAGGUCAACCUAGAGUUGCACUCAGCACAAAGGAAUGCCUCUGAUGAGCCAAGCAAAGACCGUAUCGAGCUGUGGAGUCCAGCAACUGUAGAUCAUAUCAUAGAGGUAGUAAAUAAACAGAAGGCUCCCGUACUAUAUUACAGUUUGGCUGCUGGAAGACUUUAUGCGUGGUUACUUCAGCCACAUAAAGGCAUUCUAAGAUUCCAUCAGGUAUCGCUGGUGGAAGAAGCAGAUGACAGUGAUAACAGUCUGCCCGACAUUAGCCCUGAUGAUCUGCAUCCGAAUACUGCUGGACUAGGUAAACUAGAAAGAUGUAUCAAUGAAUGGUCAAGUUGGUUGAAAACUGCAGCUGAACGUAGACCAGAAAACGAGGAUCAAUGGGAACCUGAUGAGCGGCCUAACGCAGGUCUUGCUAGAAUGGUGACACGCAACCAUCUCCUGAAUUCGUCCAAUUACUCUUUAAGUUCAUUGUUCAGCGUUGGGUCAGUCGGCGGGUCGGUUGCCGGCUCAGUUGCCAGCUUGCAGGGGUCCACGAGAUCCAGUGUCCACGGCCCUCGUAAGAAGCAGCCCUCCUGGCAAGGGCCACCUUGCCUCAAUUCGUUGUAUCAGAUGUUGCUCGCUCCCUUUGAAGACUUGUUACCUGCUUCUUGUAAUAAUAAUCAUGCAUCACACGGCCGUCGAGGUUGUGGAGGUCGUCGGGAAAUAAUUCUUGUGGUAGAAGGAGCUCUGUACACUUGUCCUUGGGGAGCACUUCGCGGUAACACUGAUGCUGAACCACUUUGUGAAAGAUACGCACUGUUGGCUGCCCCGGCACUGCGCCCGCUGCGGCAUCAGAGACAUUUGCGCGCUAGACCCCAUCACGAUCAUGGUGCAUCAGCAUCUAACAGCAACCAAGAAGCAGGCAUGCGUUGCCUAGUGGUCGGUGCGCCAAGAGUCGGCGGCUCGCGGUGGGCAUCGGCACACGCACAACUGAAGGAGGCAGAACUCGUCGCUGAUAUGCUGCGAGUCACACCCCUUACUGAUUAUCAGGCUUCAAAAGAGGCAGUUCUGACACAACUAGCACAAGCAGAGUGUAUACACUUCGCCACCCACAUCUGUUGGAAGACUCCCGCCAUCGUGCUCAGUCCUGGUGAAGUGGUAGACUCUCAGGCCAAACGACUUCUCAACACGAGUGUUGGAAGCGGUGCUGCUGACACCUCUACGGAAAAUGAAGAAGAAAACACAGAAUUGCCUGCAAGUAACGAAGAACUACCACCAGCUUCAGAGUUCAUGCUCACUGCUUCUGAAAUUAUGAAUCUGAAGAUCACGGCGAGAUUGGUGGUAAUAUCCUGUGCCCCAUCAAGCGUGGCCCUUCAAGGGUCAUCUUCCGAGGAGUCGGAAGACGUGAUGACUGCCGGCGAGGGUGUCUCCCGUCUGUGCCGCGCACUGCUAGCGGCUGGUGCUCAAGCCAUCCUGCUGACUCUAUGGCCAGCGCCUCAAGACACUGCUACCAAGAUACUGUAUAGAGCGCUCUACUCUGCUUUACUGCAAGGAAGCCGGGUGGCCAAAGCUCUCGGUGACGCAAUGCAAACUGUCCGCCACACAAAGCAUUUCGCCCACCCCGCUCACUGGUCUGGCCUGGUGCUGCUCGGUGCUAACGUGCGCCUGAGCAACAAGGUGGCGCUUAUGGGACAAGCGCUCUGCGAGUUGCUGGCUCAGCCUGACAAGUGCCGUGACGCAUUACGAGUGUGCCUGCACCUGGUAGAGAAGUCCUUGCAGAGAAUUGUGAGAGGACAGAAGAACGCGAUGUACACCACACAGAAGAGCAUAGAGAACAAGGCAGGCAAUGCUACUGGAUGGAGGGAAUUGCUGAUGAGUGUUGGAUUCAGAUUUGAACCUGCCGCUAAUGGAAUUCCGUCAAGUGUGUUCUUCCCUCAAAGUGAUCCUGAAGAAAGAUUAACCCAAUGUUCUGCUAGCCUUCAAGCUUUAUUAGGUUUAACGCCAACAACCCUUCAAGCACUAUCGAAACUGAUUUCAAAUGGCGACGUGGCCGACGAUAUCAUAGGUGUCAUACGUUCAGUCAUAUCUCAGUUCUCUGCCAAGAACUCUGAGAGUGAUACCAUUGAAGUUGCCGUGAAUGUCAGGUUGUGGAGAGUGAACGGAUGCCACGAGCUACUGGCGUCACUUGGCUUCGACCUGGCGGAAGUAGGCCAAGACGAGGUGACCUUACGCACUGGCAAAACAGCAAAUAGGCGGCACAUACAAUUUGUACUACAAGCGCUUCUGGCACUCUUUGACACCCAAGAAGCCCCACGAAGUCUGAGUCUAGAAUCCAGCUCAAGCGUCGAAUCGCUAGCUUCAAUCGACGAUGGAGACCUGGAGCCUCACUCUGAUGGAGAACCACCUCCAAGGCAGCAUAGACAAGAAAGUGUAUCAUCAGUGCCACCGCCACCGUUGCCUCUUGGCUCUUGCGGAGGUGCGUUCACGAUGUACGUGCGAGGAUCGACGUCGUCCACGGAGGUGGGGCGCGGGGAGCCCGACGGCCGCACGGCCCCGCCGCCCGCGCCGCCGCCGCCGCGCUACCGCGGGGAGAGCGACGCCGCCUUCACUCCGUCUCCACCGGCCGCCCCCGCACCAACCUCCACCGCACCUCAACGAGACGUCUCGCUAGCCCUAGCACACCAAACUAAAAUAAGAACUCUAUACACCCGUCGACCACCUUCGACCGACGACUCUGAUUGGGAAGGCUCCGGUCACGACACCGUGUUGCGAAGACGUCCAGAACAUUCCCAUACUAGAUACUUAGAUGCUUUCUACGAUUUAGCCUCAGCUCAACCUAGAAGAACGGAAGAAGAAAAGCCCGAACCACCUAUGAAUCAACCUUCCACUUCGAAACGAGUUCCGAGACCUAAAAUGGGCACCAGCAGUAGAGACUCAUUGGCUCAAGUGCGACAUAUGAGCGGAGAACUGACUCCCACUAUAUCUGAAGUGUACCACGAAAGAAACAUUGGCUUAGGCCUCGCUCCUCCGCUAGCAGAGCUAUUGUUAGCUGAAGACUCGAAAACAGAAAUGAGAGCUGCCAGUUCAAGUGAGAAUUUACUACUUCAGAACUUGGAGAAACUUGGUCUUUUAGGAGAUCCGAAUGAGAAUGAAGAGAGAUGGUGCAGCGGUAACUCUUCCAGGCCUUGGUUGUCAGCACCGCCUUUGGAAACAGACGUUCAAGGUUCCGACCUGACUACAGCGGAAAUUAUUGAGCGUCAGACGAAAUUCAAGAAGGACAUAGAGCCAAAGAGGAAAGAAGAGAAUGCGUAUGAGUUGAAGCCUAAGGAAGAGACUCCAGGACCGAGUGGGAUUGAGAAGCGCUCUGUGUCUCCUUUUUCGGAGCUUUCUCGUCGCGAUGAAGGAGAUGGGCGUAGUAUAGCUGAUUCGCAUUCGUCUUAUAAAGCUCUGGUACUAAGCCCGAGGGCGCCGUAUUUGCCAGAAGAGGGUGAACCAGUAAUGAGUACCAACAACGACGGAGGCAAGACUCACCCUAGAGUCCGCCGACCUCCAGUGCCACGGACGAGACCAACGUAUACGACACUAGACUUCCCAUCGGGUAAAUGAAUAUUUAAAGGACAAGUUCUCAUCAUACUCGAAAGUGUAAACAUUAUACAUAUAACAUUACUAGAAUAUUUAACUGUACAUAAUUAUACCUGAUAUUCCACAGUAAUAAGUGUAAAAUUAGAUUAAGGACUCAGAGCUAGAAGUUAUAAUGCCUAAUACGUUUAAUAUUAUAUGUUAUGUAGAACUGAAUGGUAGGUUUAAUAAAUGGCUAUGAAGAAAAUAAAUACUUAUAUAAUGCAAAUAAAAUAAUGACAUGACAACUUGUUUUAAGACUUGAUCUAUUAAAUAUAUCUACUUUAAUCCUAAAAUAAAUAUACGUAAAGAUAAGGUGUUAGUUAAUAUUAUUAAUAUAAAUACUUCACAGUAACUGUAAUUACUAUUUAUUAUUUAAUUAAAUAAACAAUGUAUAUAGCAGUUUUAAAGCUUAACAAUAAUCAUUCCUAUG